Gadus macrocephalus (Pacific cod) is the source of this 981-nucleotide messenger RNA. RefSeq names its product CD209 antigen-like protein E. The coding region runs from base 105 to 974 and encodes 289 amino acids. The record is from RefSeq and is a predicted model, not a curated record. The transcript has 6 exons. NCBI's taxonomy places the organism in Eukaryota, Metazoa, Chordata, Actinopteri, Gadiformes, Gadidae.
CGACCACUGAUAACAGAUAAAAAGGAGAAAAAGCCUGCCAGUUCUGAAAUAGUGAAUUCAGAGUCAAGUGCGGAGCAUGUGUACAAACUAAAGUCUACAAAGUUAUGUUUUCUCAAAAUAACUACAUGAGAGAUGGCCCCUCACGGGUUUCCAAUCUGCUUGACCAAGUACAUAGGUCACGAUUUGUUAUCCCAGUUCUGGGACUGCUAAAUGUUGUGCUGCUGGUGACUGCUGUGGUUCUGGGGAUUUACUGUAGCAGGACCCAGGAGGUAUACCUGCAACCUCUGCAGGGUUCAGAACACCUUCCCUACAUCCUGGAGCUCAACUACCUCCGGGAAAACCACAGCGAAGUGGUCAAAGCUACGAAGGCGGCUGAGAUGGCCUUGAGGCUGGAAGUAUCAAAGCAUGACGCCCUCAAAAAGCAGUUGGAGAAGCAGACCAGCCUCAACGAUGGCUCCCAGAGCCACAUUAACAGGGCUCGCGCGGAGAAGGACAAACUACUCGCUGCUGAUCAGCACAUGGAAAAGUCCUGCGGUCGUUGCCAGGAAGGCUGGGUUCUCCUAAAUACAAGCUGUUACUUCUUUUCCAACGUUCUAACGAACCAACCGAUCAAGAAAAACUGGCCAGAUAGCAGGCAGGACUGCAUCAGUCGAAAGGCGGAUCUUGUGGUGAUAGAGAGCUGGGAGGAGCAGGACAUGUUGAACGACAACGUCCCAAAAAUUUCCACAUCCGGUUGGUGGGCGAGUGGGUUUUGGAUGGGCUUGACGGAGAUCUCUGUGGACAACAGAUGGGUCUGGACUAACAACGUUACCCACCAACCACCGUUCUACUGGAUCGAUGGGGAACCGAACAGGGAGGAUGAGAACUGUGCUGCUUUCUACCCGGGCAGAGAUGCAACACAUACGUGGUAUGAUGGACGCUGCCACGGACAUAUGUUUUACUGGAUGUGUGAGAUGAAGCUAAAUGAACAAUGAAACCCCU